AUUUCUCAAGGCGAACUUUUCCAGCCCGCCUUCCCUCCUGCCGACCAACCCAGCAGGAACUAAUCCCCCCAUCGACUCUUCAGAUCAUCAACAUCUCGAGUCAACAGUCAAGAUGGGUACGUGAGACUAAACAUCUCUUAAGCCUUUGUAUGCAAGUGGACGAUCGGAAACGGUCUCUGCGAUUACGAUGGCGCUGCCAAUUCUCCUCCGGGCGAGGAGUUUUGGAUGGAGCGAGGCAGAGGUUGUGACAGACCUCCGCCUUGCGAGUGCUGCCGCACACAUCUGAGCAUACAUGAGCCAAAGGCUGACGAGGAAACUUUUUGUCUCUUUGUAGGUAUCGAUCUCGACCGCCACCACGUGCGCAACACCCACCGCAAGGCGCCCAAGAGCGACAAUGCGUACCUCAAGCUCCUGGUGAAGCUGUACCGCUUCCUGGCUCGUCGUACCGACUCUGCCUUCAACAAGGUUGUCCUGCGCCGCCUGUUUACCUCGCGCAUCAACCGCCCCCCCGUCUCCCUGUCUCGUGUCAAGGCCAACCUGAAGAACGGCAACGAGAAGAAGACCAUCGUUGUUGUCGGCACCAUCACCGACGACAACCGCCUGCUCGAGGUCCCCAAGGUCCAGAUCGCCGCCCUGCGCUUCACCGCCACCGCCCGCGCGCGCAUCCUGGCCGCCGGCGGCAGCGCCCUGACCCUCGACCAGCUCGCCCUGGAGAAGCCCACCGGUGCCAACACCCUGCUCCUGCGCGGCCCCAAGAACAGCCGUGAGGCCGUCAAGCACUUCGGCUUCGGUCCCCACAAGAACAAGAAGCCCCACGUCCUCUCCAAGGGCCGCAAGUUCGAGCGUGCCCGUGGUCGCAGACGCUCGCGCGGUUUCAAGGUGUAAAGGAUUUCCUUCUCUUUGCACUUUUUCUCUGGGAUCUUGUGUCAUGGGGGUGCUGGUCCUUACUGCUUGGAUGGCACGCCUGGGAUGGUUACUGCUACGGCUUCAUCGCGGCGGCGUUUCUCCGCCGCUUUCAUGGUUUCACGAGGGCGUUGUGUCUGGCGCGGAGUGGAAUGGUAUUACCACAAAAAAAGCUAUGAUGACUUGAAUUUGAGAGCCAACUUUGGGUCGAUUCCUACUACGACAACUCUGCGCCAGGUGGCGGUGCCAGACGUGAGAUGUGAUGUGUGGGCCACUUGCGAGGAGGCAACUUGCCCGUCGGAGAAUUGUUCCAUAUCGUCAAGCCCGAGGAAUGCAAAUCCUGGAAGCAAAUCAA
Molecule: messenger RNA, 1258 nt
Organism: Diaporthe batatas
Lineage: Eukaryota; Fungi; Ascomycota; Sordariomycetes; Diaporthales; Diaporthaceae
Exons: 3
Coding region: 226-885 (219 amino acids)
Biological process (GO): translation
Cellular component (GO): cytosolic large ribosomal subunit; ribosome
Molecular function (GO): RNA binding; structural constituent of ribosome
Source: RefSeq, a predicted model, not a curated record